AUGGCCUCCGCCGGUCUGCAAAUCUUGGGGAUCGUCCUGACCCUGCUUGGCUGGGUCAAUGCCCUGGUAUCCUGUGCCCUGCCCAUGUGGAAGGUGACCGCCUUCAUCGGCAACAGCAUCGUUGUGGCCCAGGUGGUGUGGGAGGGGCUGUGGAUGUCCUGUGUGGUCCAGAGCACCGGCCAGAUGCAGUGCAAGGUGUACGACUCACUGCUGGCGCUGCCCCAGGACCUGCAGGCUGCCCGAGCCCUCUGUGUCAUCACCCUCCUCGUUGUCCUGCUUGGCCUGCUGGUCUACCUAGCUGGAGCCAAGUGUACUACCUGUGUGGAAGACAAGAAUUCCAAGUCUCGACUGGUGCUCAUCUCUGGGGUCAUCUUUGUCAUCUCCGGCGUCCUGACCCUCAUUCCUGUCUGCUGGACAGCCCACUCUAUCAUUCAAGACUUUUAUAAUCCCUUGGUAGCUGAUGCUCAAAAGCGGGAGCUGGGGGCCUCCCUCUAUCUGGGCUGGGCAGCCUCAGGCCUUCUGCUGCUGGGUGGAGGGCUGCUGUGCUGCGCCUGCUCCCCUGGAGGGCCCCGGGGACCUGGCCAUUACAUGGCCCGCUAUUCUACAUCUGCCCCACAUUCUGUCUCUCGUGGACCCUCUGAAUACCCCACCAAGAAUUAUGUCUAA
Messenger RNA from Onychomys torridus (southern grasshopper mouse), 666 nucleotides. RefSeq names its product claudin 6 (gene Cldn6). Gene Ontology annotation, cellular component: plasma membrane; bicellular tight junction. Lineage: Eukaryota; Metazoa; Chordata; Mammalia; Rodentia; Cricetidae. The record is from RefSeq and is a predicted model, not a curated record. The coding region runs from base 1 to 666 and encodes 221 amino acids. Gene Ontology annotation, biological process: cell adhesion; bicellular tight junction assembly. Gene Ontology annotation, molecular function: structural molecule activity. The transcript has a single exon.